This is a messenger RNA of Quercus lobata, 1515 nucleotides long. Its product is annotated as GroES-like zinc-binding alcohol dehydrogenase family protein. The coding region runs from base 152 to 1252 and encodes 366 amino acids. Gene Ontology annotation, molecular function: oxidoreductase activity. The record is from RefSeq and is a predicted model, not a curated record. The transcript has 7 exons. NCBI's taxonomy places the organism in Eukaryota, Viridiplantae, Streptophyta, Magnoliopsida, Fagales, Fagaceae.
UGGCGCGUGGAAGAAGGUCAGCAGAAUGCGGCCCAAACCAGUGACACGUCUCUCAAAACAACACUAACUCUGCAAUCUUUCUUUCGGUCAUUUGAAAUUGAAGCCUAACAAACCAACUAAUAAACAAAGAAGAAAGAAAGAAAGAAGAAAAAUGCGAAUUGUGAGCAUGAGAAGAAGAAUCUCAGUAGGUUGGGAAUGGAAAUCAAAGGUGAGUCAGAGUCAGAGAGGCAUCGUAACGAGUUGCAGAGCGGUGGUGCUGCCUCGGUUCGGUGGGCCGGAGGUGCUGGAGGUCCGGCCCAAUGUGGAAGUACCCGAUCUCAAGCCCAAUGAGGUCCUCGUUCGCGCUCGUGCUGUCUCUGUUAAUCCACUCGAUACCAGAAUGCGAUCAGGCUAUGGUCGUUCAAUAUUUGAACCACUUCUACCUCUCAUUUUGGGUCGUGAUAUUAGUGGUGAAGUUGCAGCACUUGGAGCUUCUGUUCGGUCUCUGAUUGUUGGGCAAGAAGUUUUUGGUGCAUUGCAUCCAACUGCCAUUAGGGGUACUUAUGCUGAUUAUGCAAUUCUUUCUGAAGAUGAGCUUGCUCCAAAACCUGUAGCAAUUACACAUGUGGAGGCGAGUGCCAUUCCUUUUGCUGCACUGACGGCAUGGCGUGCUAUAAAAAGCACUGCUAGGAUAAGUGAGGGGCAAAGACUAUUAGUAAUUGGUGGUGGUGGGGCAGUAGGUUUUGCUGCAAUUCAGCUUUCGGUUGCUGCAGGCUGCCAUGUUACAACUACUUGUGGAAGUCAAAGCAUCGAUCGAUUGUUGGCAGCUGGUGCUGAGCAGGCAGUUGACUACACUGCUGAGGACCUUGAAUUGGCAAUAAAGGGAAAUUUUGAUGCUGUUUUGGACACCAUUGGUGUACCAGAGACAGAAAGAGUAGGCAUCAAUCUUUUGAAGAGAGGUGGACAUUAUAUGACCCUUCAGGGUGAGGCUGCUUCAUUGACUGAUAGGUAUGGGCUAGCUGUUGGGCUUCCAUUAGCAACAGCUGUUUUACUGAAGAAACAAAUUCAAUACCGUUGUUCUCAUGGAAUAGAAUAUUGUUGGACAUUCAUGAGGGCUGACUCAGAAGGCCUAGAUGAGAUCCGCAACCUCACUGAAGCUGGAAAGCUGAAAAUACCUGUGGAGAAAACAUUUCCCAUCGUACAGGUGAGAGAGGCUCACGAGGCUAAAGACAAGAGGUACAUUCACGGUAAAAUAGUGCUGGAACUUGACUGAAGAAUUUUCCAUGAUUUCUUAUUGACUGGAAUCUUCUUCACUAAAGCACCAUUCCAUUCAACAUUCAUUUUGGUUCGUGGAUACUGCAUUAUAGGUCCUUCCUGUAAAAUAAAUUAUUGGAUUUUGUAUAGGAGUUCAAAGUUUUGUGGGCGGAAACUAUCAAUAUGCGGUUGCCAAUCUGUAAAUGUCUCAGAAUGCUCUGCUCUGCCAAAUAUUUAUUAUCUUAUUCCGUAAUAAUCCGAAUUUCCAACUUUUAGGUUUCA